This is a messenger RNA of Mycotypha africana, 666 nucleotides long. RefSeq lists its product as uncharacterized. The transcript is spliced from 5 exons. Lineage: Eukaryota; Fungi; Mucoromycota; Mucoromycetes; Mucorales; Mycotyphaceae. Bases 197 to 592 code for a protein of 131 amino acids. The record is from RefSeq and is a predicted model, not a curated record.
GAGAGUGAUCUGUGCUCUUCCUUUUCUUUUUGCAUUUUACUGUUCGUGUGAGGACGACGAGAGGCCAAACAAACAAAAAGACCAUGAAUAUAUCAGAAGAUUCCUUACGUAAAACUAUAUAGUGUAUUUUUUGAAUCACUCAUGGCUAAUGAAUGAUUGAAGAUGUAUCUUCUCUUUUUCUAACCCAAUAAUAUAAAUGGUGUUAUUAGGUCAAUUGAUAGGCUUUGUAUUAGUGGCAGUAUGCUGGGGCUCCACUAAUCCAUUCAUUAAAGCGGGGAGUGAAGGGUUAGAAAGGAUAUCGAAUCAAUACGCUGAUCAAGGCUUUAAGAAAUGGUUAGCAGAGAUGAAAUAUCUAUUCACAAGAUGGCAGUAUGUUCUACCGCUAGCGCUUAACCUAAGUGGAUCAGUCGUUUAUUACUAUACACUAGGAAAAUCAGAUAUGUCACUUGCUGUACCGAUUGUGAACUCAAUGACAUUCGUCUUUCAAUUGCUGACGGGCUUAUGCUUAGGCGAAAGUAUGGGCGGGAAAGAUGCUUGGCUUGGAAUAAUAUUGAUCUUCAUUGGUGUCAUCAUAUGUGUAAGUCAAAAGUAACAGACUUAAUACGAUGGUUUAUUUAUACUUGCAUGACAGACAAGUAGAAAUUUUUUUUUUUUAAAAAAAAAAAA